Molecule: messenger RNA, 2295 nt
Organism: Manihot esculenta (cassava)
Lineage: Eukaryota; Viridiplantae; Streptophyta; Magnoliopsida; Malpighiales; Euphorbiaceae
Product: glucose-1-phosphate adenylyltransferase large subunit 1
Exons: 16
Coding region: 445-2031 (528 amino acids)
Biological process (GO): glycogen biosynthetic process
Molecular function (GO): glucose-1-phosphate adenylyltransferase activity
Source: RefSeq, a predicted model, not a curated record
UAAUGGAAAAUAUUUGCAUAUGCACAUGCAAUAGUUCAAGUCAAUAAGUGGAAACUCCGUACGAUCUUUUUCUUAAAUGUGCAAUGGACUUCGCAUAAAUGGGGUGGUGACAGCUUUUCUUUUAAGCUGCUGCGAAUCUCGAUAACUUACCUCACCCAUGAGAACCCCUUUAAUUUGUUUGUUUUAAUUUGCAAGACAAAAAAGGUGGAGAUGGUCAUGGUGUUAAUGUUGGAGCCAUUCUUUGCUCCAUCUCGAGGCAACUUAAUUUUUUUUAAAGGCAAUAAAGUAAUCCCAUUUCUUCAUUAAUAGUUUAGUCUUCAUUUGCAUUGCAAUGAAUGUUCUCUAUUGUUUAAUCUUGGGGUUUAUCAGCUGGAGAAGAGCAGCUACAGAGUUUGAAGCAAAUUUCCUGAGUAACUGUUCUACCCUGGUAUAGUCAAAAUCAAAAUGGCGGUGGCUGAUUUACAAGGAUUCAUGUCAAUGUCUUAUCCGAUGCAAUCAACGCGCCAUAACAUGUUUCUUUCAUCCCCAUUUGUUGGACAAAAAGGAGGCAUUGGGUAUCCAUACAGCUCUGAUUCUGGUAUUCAAAUAGGGAAGAUCAAUUUCCCUAGGAAAAUGCAUUCUACUACCAGACGCUUCUUGACUACUUCUGUCCUUGCUGAUGUUACAAAAGAUUUCACGAAUUUCCAGGCACCGAUUCUUGAAAAACCAGAAGCAGACCCGAAGACUGUUGCCUCUAUUAUCUUAGGUGGUGGAGCGGGAACAAGACUUUUUCCUCUUACUAAUAGAAGGGCUAAGCCAGCUGUACCAAUCGGGGGAUGUUACAGACUGAUAGAUGUCCCAAUGAGCAAUUGCAUAAACAGUGGCAUUAAUAAAAUAUACAUCCUCACGCAGUUCAAUUCUCAAUCACUCAAUCGUCACAUUGCUAGAACAUAUAAUUCAGGGAAUGGUGUAAACUUUGGUGAAGGGUUUGUUGAGGUAUUAGCAGCUACUCAAACACCUGGGGAAUCUGGAAAGAGGUGGUUUCAGGGCACAGCUGAUGCUGUUAGGCAAUUUAUCUGGUUGUUUGAGAAUGCAAAGCACAGGAACAUUGAGAAUAUUCUGAUAUUAUCUGGUGAUCAUCUCUAUCGGAUGGAUUAUAUGGACUUUUUGCAGAAGCACAUUGAUUCAGGUGCUGAUAUAUCUGUCUCUUGCCUCCCUGUAGAUGACAGUCGAGCCUCUGAUUUUGGGUUGGUAAAGAUUGAUGAGAAAGGACGAAUCACACAAUUUAUUGAGAAGCCCAAGGGUGAAAAUUUGAAAUCCAUGAGAGUAGAUACAACUCUUCUCGGAUUAUCAGUUGCAGAUGCAAGGAAGUUCCCAUACAUUGCAUCAAUGGGCAUAUAUUUGUUCAAGACAGAUGUUCUGCUAAAACUUCUCAGGUGGCAUUAUCCAGCGGCCAAUGAUUUUGGAUCAGAAAUUAUUCCAAUGGCUGCUAGAGAUUACAACGUUCGGGCAUAUCUAUUCAACGACUACUGGGAGGAUAUUGGAACUAUAAAAUCUUUCUUUGAUGCCAACUUGGCGCUAACAGAUCAGCCUCCUAAGUUUCACUUCUAUGAUCCACUCAAGCCAAUCUUCACGUGUCCCCAGUUUCUACCACCAUCUAAAAUAGAGAAGUGUCGGGUCAAGGAUUCCAUAAUAUCACAUGGUUGCUUUUUAAGGGAGUGCAGUGUUGAACAUUCCAUUGUGGGGAUUCGCUCAAGACUAGAAUAUGGGGUUGAGCUGAAGGACACCAUGAUGAUGGGUGCUGACUAUUACCAAACUGAGGCAGAGAGAGCAGCCUCCUUAGCUGAAGGCAAAGUUCCAAUAGGCGUCGGGCAAGAUACCAAAAUUAUGAACUGCAUAAUUGACAAGAAUGCAAGAAUUGGGAAGAAAGUGAUCAUAGCAAACAAGGAUCAUGUUGAAGAGGCAGAAAGGUCAUCUGAAGGGUUCUACAUUAGAUCAGGAAUAACAGUGAUCUUGAAAAAUUUCAUAAUAAAGGACGGGACGAUCAUAUAGGACUUUCUUUUUUUCUUUUAAAAUUUAUUUUUAAAAAAUUUCUAGCAAGUGAAGGCAAAAGGGAGCAUCGGAGAUGCAUACUUGUAUAUAUAGAAGGGACAGUUUUAGGUGGAAUAAGCUGCGUUGCACGAUUGAUAAUGUACUGUUUUUGGAUUAUAGUUUGAAUCCCAUUCCCAUGUUCCUUGCAGCAGAAAUAGAGUAGCUACUUUCUUUUCCUCUGGAUGGAAACUACAAAUAAAGUCAAUAUAUGUGUUCUCAUUCCUA